ACCGUUCGAACGUCAGUAGUUGGAACAAGGACGCGUACCGUGCACGAAGACCCAGCGCGCAAGCCACACGCCAAUCGCCUCGCGUUCACGUUGCUCAGCCAAAGCAAGGCCCCCACAAUAAAUAAAAAAAAAAGGAAGAAAGGAAAAUAAAUAAAAUGCUUACCAUAUAAGCAGGAAAUCUCAUCAUCAACAUAAUAACGCAUAUGCAGCUGUCAAUUUUUCACCGCAAAAUGAGAGAGAUCCCCACCGUGCUGUAGUGUGUGUGUGUGUGCGUGUACGUGUGUUUUGUGAAUUCCAAAAGAAAGUUGAGAAAGUGGCCGUUACGUGUACGCAACGCAACGUGCUCGUUUCGUGUGUUGUUUUUAUUGAUUGCGCGUUGAAACAAAGUUUAUUUUAAAUGAAAAUGUGGCCAGAACAGUGAGAGAUAGACGCCUCCCUGCCGAGGCUGAGGACCAGUGCAAUGCAGUGUGCUGCUGACAGUCAAGGUCGCCGCAUUUGACCAGAAACAUGUCACAGACAAACAUAUAGCGCCAGAACAAAACACAGCCAGAAAUAAUCUUAGAAGAAACCAACACCACCACAAAGGAAGCAUUUAAAGCAUUUUGCAAGUCUUGAAGUCUUAUUCAGUGCAUCAGAAAGUCACACACAAAACUUAAAAUAUGCCCAGCAUGGGGAGACGCCAAAAACACUGCCACCAUCGGAUGCAUGCAUCGGCAUGCCAGCUGCAAUUGCUGCUGCUUGCGGUGCUGCUGCCACUGCUCCUGAUGGCCACUCUGGGUCUGGCGUGCCGCGUCUCGGAGUUCUCCUGCAAGGGUAGCGGGAACAGUGGCAACAUUUGCGUUCCUCUGGACAAAUACUGCGAUGGACGCAGCGAUUGUGCCGAUGGCAGCGACGAGCCCAAACAUUGUUCGGUGUGCAAUCGCACAUAUUAUGGGGAUAUUGGACGCACCUAUGCCAUAAAAGUGCCAACGCCACAGUGGAAUAAAUUGCCAUUCCUCUGUCACUUGACAUUCACAGCAUCCGGUCAUGAUCAAGGCGACAUCGUUCAGAUCAUCUUUGAUGGCUUUACGGUGGGACGCUUCGACGAGGGCAUGGUCGAUACCGAUGUGGAUGGCUAUGAAACGAAUCUAAGUCCCACUGGCGAGCUGCCCGGGUGCCCCGAGGGCUUCAUGCAGCUCAGCGAAUUGGGACGCCCGUUCACCGGGGGCUCGUGGUGCGGCAAGGCCACAGGACCGCAAUUGUAUUUCAGCGAAACAUCAACGGUGACUGCAUCUGUUAAGGUAUUUCAUCCGCCACGCAAUAUACGAGAUGAGAAGCCCUUUGAGUUCAGCAUAAGAUAUAAAUUUAUCAGCCAGUCGGAUGCAGUUGUAAGAUACGGUCUGCCCGAUAAGCCGCUCGAACUGGGCCGUGUCACACCUGGCACCUAUUGUACGAGGCAAUUCGAUGAAUGCUAUCGUAACAAGUGUCGCCUGCAAAGUCCAAAUUAUCCUGGUAUGUAUCCGAGGAAUGUUACCUGCUACUGGACCAUACGACAGAAAGAAGUUCCCACCAGCAAGCAUGCCAUGAUUGCCGUUAGCCAGGAGAACCAGCACAAGGCCUUAGUGAAGCGGUCGAUUGCCAGCUUCAAUAAGACGUCACGCUCCAUACGCGCCUGGUCGGACUGUACGGGUGAACGCGAUCAUCUCAUCUUCUAUGACGGCAGCUCCACCAACGAUCCCGUGCUGGCCAAAUACUGUGGCGGCGAUUGGUUGCCGCGCGUCGUGUCACGUGGCGCCGAAAUGCUGGUCGCCUUCCACUCGAGCCCCUUCUCGGCGCCCCUGCAGCAAGGCAUACCGAAUCGGGGCUUCGAACUGGAUGUGGACAUACUCUUCACCGACUCGGACUCCUACGACUUUGCCCAGGGCACCAAGAACCUCUGCGAGUUCCACAUAAAUGCCUCGAAUCCAGAUGAUGUGCUAUUCUCGCGUCGCGGCCGCAUGGGACGCAUUGUGAGUCCGCGUCACACGCUUCCGCCGAACACAACGUGCACGUACCACUUUCACGGAUAUCCCGGUGACCUGAUUUGGUUAUCGUUCACCAGCUACAAUCUGCAGAUCCUGCAGCAGGCGAUACAUGACAACAAUACGCUGGGACGGAGCGAUCUGCCGCCUUGGAUAACCAGGCUCCGGAUGUGGGACAGCUAUGGCACAUAUGUGCCCAUGAAAUCGACAAGUUCAACCACCGGACAGCCGCCACCACCACCGCCAGUGGCCUCCUCGUCGGACGGGGGCAAGCCCACGCUCCUCAAUCAAAGCAACUACGGCAGCUACUACUAUAGUGCCAGUAAUCCGAAGCUGAAUCGAAAUCUGCGCGUCAAUAUCGACAAUGCCUGGAAUCCGGUGGACACGUACAUCUACGGACCCACACAGUCGAGUGUGUUCAACCAGGAGAACAAGUACAGCGGUUACCAGGGCGCUGGCGGUGGCGGUGGCGCUGCUGCUGGCGGAUCUGGCAAGCCCUUGACUAGCGUCAAGGAUAGCCUCAACUAUAUUUCUGGCGGCAAGUCCGCCGUCAAAGAUGGCGGCGUGGGUGCUUCUGCUGCGGCCAUACUCAGUUCGGACAGGAACAGCGCCGUGGCUCUGAUGAGCACCAAGGGCAAGCGACGCCUCAUGCUGGAGAUCUACGACUACGAGACGCCCAAGCUGUGCGAUCACACGGCCAUCGGGAGCGGCGUGAGCGGCAGCAGCGCCCUGAUGGGCGGCAACAAGCAGCGACCGUGCAGUCCGCUGGAGAGUUACGUGAGCACGGGCAGAGAUUUGAAACUGGAGUUCCACACGCACACGGGAACAGCCUUGUUCCCGGCACAAUUCGCUUUGAACUACGAGUUUGUGGACACAGAACAGGGUGGUGACACCUGGCCAGGCAGGCGUGGCGAGGAUCCUGUGCCGCCCCUCUGCUCGCGAAUCUUUCGUAAGCGCAAGGGCAACAUCCAGGUGCCCCGGAACGUCUUCCUUUACGGCCGCGGUGGGGCCAAGAACAUCACCUGCCUGUACCGCUUCGAGGCGGGUCCGUCGGAGCGGGUUAAGCUGGUGCUGCACAAUGUCUCCUUUGGCGAGGGCACCGCCUGCACCACCGACUCAGAUCUGCAUACGGGUAGGCCGCGAUGCAAUCAAUUGGAUCCGGAGGGUCGCAUCACUGAGCUGCGGCUCUUUGAUGUGCCCUUCCGAGAUGUGAAAAUCCAGCUGGGAUGCUUCUGCGACAAUUCCAGUGCCCUGUACAACAACGCACCGCUGACGUUCGUCUCCCACUCGCGGAUUAUGGAGCUCAGCUUCACGGUGACUCGCCUCAAUAUCUCCGAGGACUUUGCCGAUGUCUUCUUCUCCGCCUCGUACGAGUUCAAGCGCCAGCCGGACUGUCGCAAGCAAUUGAAGCUGAAGGGCGCCGGUGGCGAGGAUGAGCUCAAGUAUCCCCUGAAGACGCAAGAUGCCAGCUGUGAAGGCCUCGCCUGGUACAUCGAGGCCCAGUCCGCGGAACGCUCUCUUUUUGUCCAGACCUGGGGUGCCUAUCUACCUGUGGAUCCCACAUCCGAGGAUGCCAUGCGCUGUCAUACCAAAAACCGUUUGAUGAUCUACUCGGGCAGACCGCUCAAGCCCAUGCGAGUGGUGUGCCCCGCACAGAGUGGACCGAGGCCCAUGUCCUUGCACAUAUUCUCCGAGGACUGGACCAAUGGACAGCCUCUGUUCAUGAACAAGCCCAUCAGUCUGGUGCUGGAGCCCAUACUCAAGGAGCCCGGCGAUAUAGCCUUCACAUGGCUGGAGAUACACCGCACCAAGAAUGCGCUGCUGCAGCAGUUGGACCUGCAUGCGAACGCAAGCGUGACCACGGGCUUGAGCUCCGGCUCUGGCACUGGCACUGGCUCCCAGCCCUCUGGUCAUAGUUCAGGCUCUGGCGGAGUGGUCGGCACGGGCAGCGCUGGAGUGGCCGGGGGUGGUGGAGCUGCCGGCGCUGGAGGCGGCGGCACAGCAAGCGGUGCUACGGCCAACGAAACACUGAACGAGUUUGGUUUCUAUCCGAAGGAGUCAGAUUGCGAAUACAAAUGUCCUGAAAUUGAUGCAUGCAUAGCAGCCAGCCUGUGGUGUGAUGGUCAUCACAACUGCCCCAGCGGCUUCGAUGAAUCGGAGGAGGAAUGCGGCACAGCCCGUAAGCUGCUGGAGUUGCCUGGCGGCGUCUUUGCGGCCCUGGGAUGCAUCGCUGCCGCUUUGACCGCAUGCCUAAUCUUCUGCAUGUUCGGACUGAUGCGAAAGCGGAAAAAGAGUGUCGUGCAGAAGGGCGGCGGCGUUGGUGGCGUUGGAGGCGUGGGCGUGGGCAUUGGCUUCAUGAAUGGCGCCAGCAAUGGGAAUGUAUCGGCCGCCAGCAUUGGCACCCUCAAAAAGGACUUCAAGAAGGAGGCCCUCUUCAUCGAUCCAGCCUCCUGACACGGCCACCAGCCGGUCGAGUACAUACAUGUGGAUCGGGAGACCACCGUGUGAUAUGUUGCCGCCGGCUGUGGCAUGCCCUACGACGAGAACCUGGAGCUGGGAAUGGAGAUAGCCUGACGUAGCGAUCAGCAGGGUUCCCUUGACACAGUUCAGGGUCUGGCCUGGAGAUUUUAAAGCUAUUGCGAAUGUUGGAUGAAGGUAUAUGAAUGGCGGGGAAGCAUGAACACUAUAUAAAACUAAAUUGUAAGUCAAUACAACCUUUUCUAAACGCUUCUGGGAGUAACCAAUCGAGUGGGAAUAUACGAGUGCAUGGUGCAUAGUCAUGGGGACAGUCGAUCAGCCGAUUGAUCUUUUUUUAUAGAAUUUGUUUUAUUCUGUGUGUUGUUUUUGUUUGAGACUAGUACUACCGAGCUGUAUAUAUUUUGCAGAUAUUUUAUUUGGUUGGGACAGAAGUCAAGAUUUGGGCAAGAUUUCAGUGGAUUUUGUAAAAAUUAGGGACAGUGAUAUUCAAAUCUAUGGGAAAGCAAUCCAAGUUUAUUUUAUUGUAAUACAAAGAAAGAAUUUCAGAGACUUUUUCAUGACGUAACCAGUUUUAUUGCGGAAACUAUUUAAUAUAUUAAGACUUUUACAUAAUUUCCUCAAUAUUAAACAAACAGCUUGAAACCUAGAUAAAGAUAAAUUUUGUUUAUUAAACGUGAUUCCCUCUUCUUGACUUCACAAAUUAUCGGUUAAUUUGAGUUAUAUUUUUUUAAUUCAUUCAACAUUUAAUUUCGUAGGACUACAUGCAUCAACAAAUCCAAAAAGCAAGAAAAAAAAAACUAUUGUAAAUUAGGUACCUUUAAUACAGUUAGUUCGGAUAGACAGCAAAUAAUUCGGGGGCAAAUACUCGUAGUAGACGAAGUAUUUACCAUAUAGCACAUAGCACCCAUUAAAAGGAAGUUAAGUAAGCAAAUACAUUUAGGAACUAAAUGCAAAAAGAUCAGAAACUACAAUGAAAUUGUAUAGAAAAGAGCAACUCAAAGAGCAGAUCCCUAAGCGUAUACUCUAUAGGGCCGCUCUGGCAAUAACUUCUAAGGAACUAUGAUAAAAGAGAGAGAUAGCAGCAUUUGGAGGAGAAAGAUUAGACAGUUAGGGAGGAAGUCUCGACAGUGUUGUGAUCCAAGGCAUGCACAUACUGAACUAUGUUUAAACACAACCAAAUCGCGGCAUUUACAUGGUACUACACGCUCAUGAUUCGAUUAACAAUACAUGUAUAGGGUAUUAGCUAGUAUAUACUUAGUAGUCGUCUAUGAGGAAGGGCAGCACUUUUGGGUUUUUAAUCGUAAAGCACAGCACACAAAACACUUCUCACACACAAAUAGAGCAGAAAACAUCACUUAGUGGUUUAUUAUACAUGCAUAAAAAUACAAUCGUAUGAGAAAUAAAAUUGUUAUUAACGAUUAAUGUAGAACUCGAAAACCAGAGAAAUGUUCACUUCUUCAACUUAAUCAAGAGAACUGCCAGAAUAUUCUAUAAGAAAAUGCAAAAACCAAUUCGAAUAUUUAUGUAAAUAUAUUUAUCAGGCAAUUAUUUUCAGGAUCAAGCUCUUAUUUUUAAUUUCCCAAAUGUUUGUAGCUGCAAUAAAUCAUAUUUCUAACUUAACAAGUAAAAAGAAUAUAAUAAAAAUAAAGCAAAAACAGAAAUUGUAUGCAAGCCCUAGCAUUUAAGCCAUGGCAUGGCCCAUAACCCAUUUAAACAAUCAAACUUUUGGCAGUUGAUAGGAUUAAGAAAACACCAAAAAGAAACAAAAAAAACCAAACAAAAAAAAAAAGGACAAAAGUACUUUAUUUUAUAGACACUAAAACUAGGUAAAUGCAAGAAAAGAAAAAAAUAUUAAUACCUUCGGUGGUCUGCAAUGAGAAUUUAAAAAAUGCAACAGCCCCUGCCAUAUGCAGACAAAAUCCAUUAAAAUUGCAACUUCCAUAAAACAUACAUAUAUAAUUUAGUCGGCAUUGAAAAACGGAAAAAGAGAAAAUAUAUACACGAAUUAAAUCAAAUAUUUUCAGUUGCAUUUUUCGAUAGCAAAUAACCUAAAUAUUUAUAGCCGAAAAAGGGAAGAAGAAAUAUUAAAGAAAAAGAAAAACGAUAGAACGAUGCGCACUUUUUACAAUUUUAUGGAAAAUAAAGAAUUAUUAUUUCCCAAAACACAGACACAAGCAAACAUACAUAUAGGAUAUUUUACACAUACAUUUGUACUAUAAGAGAAAAAAUAAUAAUGAAAUAUACGAUAUACAUAAACGAGUAUAUGCAUAGAUAAAAUGGCAAGAUAAAAUGCCAAAAUAAGUAGCUUUAAGAGCAGCGCCCAAGCUGUUACUAUAUCCUUGGCCACCAUCGUCGUCACACACAUCAUCUCAAUCAUCAGUUCGGGGUUCAGUUCCUUCUCUCAAUCAAACCAAACUAUGAAAAUUUCUGUGCCAACUGUGUUUAAAGUAGAAAAAUUCGAAGAUAAAAUAUGACAGCGGAUUAAAAAACACUACAUGUAAUUUAUUUGAAAUGUUCGAAAAUAAAGUGGAGAAAAUAUGGCGGAGAGAAUGACGGCGGAGGAAAUGGAAAAAUGUGUGAGAUGGUAAAUAAUAAUAAAAAUACAGACAGCUGUGUAAAUAGUCGAAACGCGUACAGUCUACGCAUAUUUAAUUUAAAAAAAAAAAACACAAAACUAAAUAAAUAGAUAAACAAAAAAGGCAAAUGGAAAGAGCAGAGAGCUCUCUCGAAAUUUAUUUUCUUCGAUUCUCUCUUUUUUUUUGGUCACAUAUUUUCCUCAGUUUGCAGAGGUUCGAUUUAUAGAGUAAAGUAAGUUUCACUUGUAUGAUAAAUAAAACUAAACCAAACAUUUAUAUAGGGAUAUUAUACGUAUAUGAAAAGGAAAACCCUAAAAUAAUGACGCACUGAAUCAAAUAGAUGAAACGAGUAUUUAAAAACCAUGACAAUUAAAACAAAAGAGAACUUUAAACAAAAACGAAAUUAAAAAAAAAAAAUACACCACCUGACUUUAUUUAUGGCUCGAAAUUUAAGUGCGAGGCUGCGCCAUGUUCCGGGCCGGGUUCCGGUGUGACGCUUGGGGGGAAAACCGUAAGCCAAAACUACGACAAACUCAAAUCGUGCCACAAAUAGCUGGCAGCCAAGUAGGCCACAGAUUUUGAUUGCCCGCAUCCGGGGCAAGUGGACAUCCCGUAACCUCGACAUCCUGCACAUCGAACAAAAUGGUGUUAAAGCCAAAGCCGCUCUAUGCUGCUCCUAUACUCCUGUACUGGAUGCUGGACUCUG
This is a messenger RNA of Drosophila obscura, 7760 nucleotides long. RefSeq lists its product as uncharacterized. The transcript has 14 exons. Bases 660 to 4454 code for a protein of 1264 amino acids. Lineage: Eukaryota; Metazoa; Arthropoda; Insecta; Diptera; Drosophilidae. The record is from RefSeq and is a predicted model, not a curated record. Gene Ontology annotation, molecular function: protein binding. Gene Ontology annotation, cellular component: plasma membrane.